Penicillium oxalicum is the source of this 816-nucleotide messenger RNA. Its product is annotated as DUF218 domain protein. The transcript is spliced from 4 exons. NCBI's taxonomy places the organism in Eukaryota, Fungi, Ascomycota, Eurotiomycetes, Eurotiales, Aspergillaceae. Gene Ontology annotation, cellular component: cytoplasm. The coding region runs from base 1 to 816 and encodes 271 amino acids. The record is from RefSeq and is a predicted model, not a curated record.
AUGGACUCUAAUCACAAUUCUUCCCCCAAACACUUGAGCCACUUGAUUAUCGUGUGCUGCCAUGCAAUCUACCUCGGCGGCCCGACGCAUGGAGCAGAUGCGAACGAAUGGCUGAUUGAGCCCUUCCAGAGAGGAGAGACGCCGACUUUCGUCGCUCAUGCCAAGGCUGGACUGCAGACUCUGGCGCAAGAUCCCCAAGCACUACUCGUCUUCUCAGGUGGCCCCACGAAACAGCCCCGAACGGACCUGAGCGAAGGGCAAUCAUAUCUUAGUUUGGUCCGGGACAACAACUUGUUCGCCCAGGAGAUCGGGUCGCCAAAUCAUGUCGAAUCCAGGCUCGUGGUAGAAUCUCACGCAACAGACUCCUAUCAAAAUGUUCUAUUCUCCUUGAUUCGAUUUCACGAUCACACAGGAAUCUGGCCCUCUCAAGUCACGGUGGUCACCCACGAGUUCAAACGGGCUCGGUUUCAGGAACUUCAUUUCCCAGCAUUGGGACUGAUACCCCACACCGAACAGGCCCCAGGAGAACAUAUGCAGAAGAGUAACCGCCUGCGGGUGGCGAUCAUCGGCAUAAAUCCACCAGAAGACGUCACUCCUUCCGACAUGCUAACGCGAGGGGAGAGUCUCAAGGCUUUGGGCUUUGGCAAAAAGAUCUGUACGGUGUUGGACCGGAGUUGGCCAGCAAACGGCGUGCUCGUGGAUGGACAGCAACUAAAGCUCAUAAGUUGUCAUGCGCCGAUCAACCUUUGGACCCUGUCGUGGCCCGACUACUUGCUUGGGAUGGAGGAGCCGAAAACGAAUAUUUCCCGCAAAUGA